This is a messenger RNA of Bipolaris sorokiniana ND90Pr, 672 nucleotides long. RefSeq lists its product as uncharacterized. Gene Ontology annotation, biological process: removal of superoxide radicals. The transcript is spliced from 4 exons. The record is from RefSeq and is a predicted model, not a curated record. NCBI's taxonomy places the organism in Eukaryota, Fungi, Ascomycota, Dothideomycetes, Pleosporales, Pleosporaceae. Gene Ontology annotation, molecular function: copper ion binding; superoxide dismutase activity. The coding region runs from base 80 to 544 and encodes 154 amino acids.
UUCACUCAAUUCCUCAAGCCCAAAAGAAUACAUCGAACUCACCAAUUCCCCCAUCAAUACCAAUCACAUAACCGUCACAAUGGUCAAAGCCGUCGCCGUCCUCCGUGGAGACUCCAACAUCAAGGGAACUGUCACCUUUGAGCAGGCCGACGAGUCCUCCCCCACCACCAUCUCAUGGGACAUUACCGGCCACGAUGCCAACGCUGAGCGUGGCAUGCACAUUCACGCCUUCGGCGACAACACAAACGGCUGCACAUCUGCUGGACCCCACUUCAACCCCCACAACAAGACCCACGGUGCCCCCAGCGACGAGGAGCGCCACGUCGGUGACCUGGGCAACUUCAAGACUGACGGCCAGGGCAAUGCUAAGGGAACCGUCACCGAUAAGCUGAUCAAGCUGAUUGGCUCCGAGAGCGUCAUUGGCCGCACCAUUGUCGUCCACGCCGGCACUGACGACCUUGGCAAGGGUGGCCACGAGGAGUCCAAGAAGACUGGUAACGCUGGAGGCCGUCCUGCUUGCGGUGUCAUUGGUAUCUCCAACUAAGAAUUGUAUACGACGUAUAAAUAGAGAAUUCGAAUGGGUCCCUGAGCUCAUGCAACAUGGAGUAGCUCACUUGCCGACGUAAUCAUGAAGCAGCCCAAGAAAGAGGGCAUGGAUGGGACUGAGUAGCC